UAGCUUGCUAAUUUGACGACAAAUUGCCAGAAAAUCAGUGGUUUUCAAGUCCAUUGUCAGUCGGCGAGUAACUGCAGAAACGUCGUGAAAAUAUCUGAAGCUUGAAGCGAAGGUAAACAUCCCAGAUCUGGAAUAACGGUUUUCAAUGGUCGUGAAGAAUACCGCGGGCCGACGACAAAACGAUUUGUCAAAUGAAAUAUUUCUUUAUCUGAGGAGGCCUAUAGUCUAGACUGAGUUUAGGAUCAACUGAGCAGUUGUCCUCACAGUGGAUAUCACAGAAAACACAAAAUUCUGGCUACGUAAAUAUAUUUAUUUAAAAUGACAGCGAAUUUGGAGGUAGACGACAGCGACAUUUGCGAAUUCAAUGACAAGAUCGCGUUUCAGGACGCGUUCAAAACAAUCUUAGAUUUCCGUAGAGAAGCGAUAUUCAGUGAUGUGAUCAUCUGUUCAGAUGACAGCAGGGAAUUCAAUUGUCACAGAGUAAUUUUGGCGUCCGCAUCUCCGUACUUCCGAGCGAUGUUUUUGGCCGACAUGAAAGAGAGCCAACAACCGCGCGUCCAAAUUAAAGGACUGGACUCGAGCGCUCUGGAGCAAAUCCUUGAGUUUUGCUAUACAGCCACGGUUACGAUAACCUCGGAAAACGUUCAGCGGUUGCUCAUCGCAAGUGGGAUGCUACAAUUCCCGAAAAUACAGGACUCUUGUAUGGAGUACCUUUUGAAUAAUCUCCACGAGUCAAACUGCAUUGGUAUAUGGAAAAUGGCUGAUGCAAUACAACGGAACCAAAAAAUAAUCGAAAAACUGGAAACGUAUAUUAAAACAAACUUUUCUUUCGUUGCGAAACACGAAGAAUUCUUGGAUUUGAGUUCCGAGCAACUUUUAACUUUUUUAAGAAGUGAAAAUUUGAAUAUUUCUUCGGAGAACGAUCUCUGCACGGCGAUAAUUCGCUGGGUGAGAUUCAAUCCGGAAAAACGCGGCUCGCACUUGGAAGAUCUGAUGAAACAUGUACGGUUCUCACAAAUAACGCGCCGUCAUCUGACAGAUGUGGUUUUAAACGAGGAACUCAUCCUUGACAACCUCUUUUGCCGCAAGUUGAUUUUCGAUGCGAUUCGAUACCAUCUUGUUCCCGAGACUCGGAAAGGAACGUCGAGUGUCGUCGACGGCCGGCAACGAGAGAGAGUGACGAGGUUUAUAUAUAUACUUGGAGGGGAAGAAUCUGGAAGCAUUGUGAACAACGUGGAGUGCUAUGAUUGCAGUUUAGGAGAAUGGCACGAGCUUGCUCCUAUGAUCAUACCCAGAAAGUUUGUUGGCUCUGCGAUACUUGACGACCAGCUGUAUGCGGUUGGAGGUAUCAACGAUCAGUAUGGUGACCUGGUGACGGUCGAAUCGUGCAACCUUUUGACCAAUCAGUGGUCGUCUUUGGCUUCGCUUCAAGAAUGCAAAGGUUCAAGUUCUGUCGCAGUUCUCGACGGCUGGCUGUAUGCAGCGGGAGGCUCAGAUAAUGGUGUCGCCAUUAAAACAGUAGAACGUUACGAUCCGCAUGCAAACACCUGGUUACCAGUCCCCAACAUGAAUUUACCGCGUAGUCACUUUUGCCUCCAGUCCCUCGGCGGAAAACUCUACGCGAUUGGCGGCUACUGCGGCACGUGCGCUAUACCGCAUGUGGAAUACUUUGACCCGCUUGCGAACACGUGGACAGAAAUUGCGUCGAUGAACAAGCCGCGUAUGAACCACGGUUGUGCGAAUUAUGCUAAUAAGAUUUACGUAGUUGGUGGCGCAAAUACCUUCGGAGUGUUAAAUUCAGUCGAAGUUUUCGAUCCGGCACAGAACCACUGGUGCUUCAUUCGUAACCGCCUCAACCCGAGGAGCGGGCUAUGCCUGGGGAUAGUCAAGACAGGAAAGGAUAAAGAAAGUUGCUUGUGGAUACUCGGUGGUCAUGAUCACAAGAACAGAGAUUUUAGUACCGUCCUGAAGUUGAGGGUCUCUGACUUGAGUUUUCAAGGCGAGAUAUCUUUGCCUAGAACCUGUGUGUUUGCAGGACACGCAUCGGUGUGAGGGAUUGUGGUGGAGAGCUGAAACCCAGGAACAGCUCAUCGAUGCGUGUAUGCAGUAAUAAAAUUGUCAGUUCCUUUCCCAGAGAUGAAAAAAUACCGUUCUGGGUCGGCAACUUUUCACACACAAAUUAUUUCUUUCUAUAAUGGAUUUAUGGUAUAAAAAAGAUAUUGCAAGACAAUGCGCUUUCUCCCUAUGGGUACAAGAUUUUUACGAGCUCGAGCGACUGACCUAAACCCUAAAAUAAACUUAAAAUAAGUGGAAAUGAAAGAACUACCAUUUUUUCAAAAACUUAGUGAGCUAAUAUAUAUCCAUAGGCUGUUUUCUGUGAACUAA
Dendronephthya gigantea is the source of this 2385-nucleotide messenger RNA. Its product is annotated as kelch-like protein 2. The coding region runs from base 319 to 2052 and encodes 577 amino acids. The record is from RefSeq and is a predicted model, not a curated record. Gene Ontology annotation, molecular function: protein binding. The transcript has 3 exons. Lineage: Eukaryota; Metazoa; Cnidaria; Anthozoa; Malacalcyonacea; Nephtheidae.